Molecule: messenger RNA, 5297 nt
Organism: Macrosteles quadrilineatus (aster leafhopper)
Lineage: Eukaryota; Metazoa; Arthropoda; Insecta; Hemiptera; Cicadellidae
Gene: PPP1R15
Exons: 3
Coding region: 381-1601 (406 amino acids)
Biological process (GO): response to endoplasmic reticulum stress
Cellular component (GO): protein phosphatase type 1 complex; endoplasmic reticulum
Molecular function (GO): protein phosphatase regulator activity
Source: RefSeq, a predicted model, not a curated record
GGCGAAAUACAGCAGUAGAAAAGUGAAUAUGUGCGUGUUUUAACUGUCAAUAUGUCACAUCAGAGGAGUUGUUGUUGUCAAAGUUAUGUUACAAAAAUGAUUUUUAGUGAUAACAUUAUCUUAUUUCAUGAAUCUUUUUGUUUGAGUUGUAACGAUUGGAGUUCUAUAGACUAUCAAAAAUUCGGCUGUGGUCGUGGACAUUUUCAUGAAAUGCGAACCUCAAGAAAAAGUGUUAGAGACAAAAUGUGUCAAGCUGGGAAAUAAGUAGUUUGAACGUUUUAAUUUAAUUGGAGAUGUAUUUAUUAUUGAAGUGUCUAUGACUCUUAUGUGGUCAAGCCACAUUAGAUUUCUAUAAAACGUUCUAGAUUCUAUCCAUUGAAAUGUUUUCUCAAAGCUUCAAUUGCUUGCCUAGUAAAAAACAACCUAUUUUUGGUAACCAGUCGCCCCAAAACAUGGAAUUGUUACGAGGUUUGACAAGUAAACCAUACCAAGAUCCUGCAAAUCAUAUUAGCAUGCAUCAUACAGUUUCAAAUAGAAACCAUACUAAUUUUGGUACAGGAAGCAUAAAACUGAUGGAUUUUGUUUAUAGUUUUACUGAAACUUCAAGACUUGAGUUUGGUAGAAGAUAUGUUCCAACAUUUUCUGUACCAUCAGAGAAAAUGAAGUUGAGUCAUAAAGAUAUAAUAGGCUUACCUCAAACUAACCCCAUGACACCAUCUUUGGUACGAUCCUACGUGGUAGGGGGUUUUGUCGGCAGCAAGAGCCAGCUGGGAAGAAAAAGGAAAAAUGAUGUUGGGAAAUUAAACCUUUGGGAUAUGAUUCGUGAUCUGGUCAAUUUAGUUGGUAGUGCUCCAAAUCAUUUCUCUCCGAGACCAACCCCUAACUCAACCCCACAUCUAAAUAAAAAUUCUGAAAUCAUGCUGGAUAGUAGUCUGCAGAAAGGAUCAUCAGUUAAUUCCACUGUUGCUGCUAUGAAUUGUACAGAAAAUCCUCCAAGUUCUACAAAACAAUCUUACGCUGACGUUGCUAAGGGCUCUUCUAAACAUAAUUCUCCUAAAAUAAUCCCAGAGACUGAGGUCAGGGAUAUUAUUUUUCCAAUGCUUAGUGAUACGAGGUGUGAUAGUACAAUAUCUGUGAUGGAGCCGGUUUCAAUAUUUAUUAAACCCGAUUGUAGUAGUAGAGACCGAAUUACUUCUGAGUGUUCUGCAGAUAGUGAGGAUAGCUACAUUGUUUUUGAAUGUUCUGAAGACGAUAAUGUGGAUAAAGACAUUUUCAGCAGUGAUGAUGACACAAUUUCAGUUGAUGAGGUGUCACAGUCAGAUAGUGGAAUCGUGCCUUCAAGUAAUUCCAGUUUUUGCAACAAAACAUCACCAAAAAAGGUCCGUUUUGCUGAAGACGACAACUUGGUGAAGAUUCAUCCGAUGGUGACAUGGGACUACGCCUACAGGAUGGCACGUAGAGGACCUUGGGAGAUGUUGGCAAGAGAUUCCGAACGCUUCAAACUCCGAAUCGCAAGAACAGAAGCUGUGCUUAAACCUAUUUUGGACCCUCAACACCGCUCAGUGGUGUACCGGGACAGGUUCUCAGAGCUCGAGCGGUAAUCCCUUGCCAAACCUACCUUAAGCUCAUCUGCGUGAUAUUUCAAUUUAACUCGUUCAUCACUGUGUUAAUGGAAACAAGCGAUUCAGAGAAUCGUAAAAAGUUAUUUUAAUAUAUUUAUGUUAAUUGGAAACCUAUGUAGGAUUUGAAAACUAUAUUUUACCAUGUAGUUAAAGUAGUUGGAAAAUAAUUUAUUACUUAAUACUUGUCAACCUUACGUUACCAUUCAUGUUAAAAUGUUCUAGUUUAAAGUGAAGGAAAAGUUGAAGGGCAGGAACCACUUAUUAAUUUUGGUGGCCAGUCUUCUUCUAUGUGUUAAGGAAUAUUGAAUAUUAUAGGGUUACAUUUUCGGGAAAUGACUGUUUGCUGGUUUAGCUCAGACAGUAAAUUCAUUUCAGAUGUUCUAUAAGGACGUUUGAAACAUCAGCAAAAAAUACCAACAGCGAAUUAGCAGUAUCCUAUUAUUUUGCCCCAGUGGCCCUUGCUCAUGUUUUAAAUGUCCAAGUUGAAUGUUUGAUGGUUUUAAGAUCUUAAAUGUUUGGAUACCAAUUGAUAACUUAAUGAUCGAUAAUUUCAAACCUAUGUCGCUGAAAGUGAAUGUCCACAUGUUAAAAAUUGAUAAAACAUCAUGUAUUCUCAUAACUAGGCUUACCAUUUCAAUUCUUUUAUUGAUAAUGAGUACGAACCUUUGAGGAAAGGCCAUAUUGGCAAGAUAUGAUUGAGAGGAUCGUCUCCUUCCCCCGUUGAUAUAGAGUUUCCUAGAAUUAAAGUGGAGUAGACGACCUAAGUAAAAAUUUUGCAAAUCUGAGUUCUAUACAAAAUUGGGCUCCUUUUUAGCUCUUCUGUUCAGUAUGCUAGUGGUGUAAGUCAAUAGUUCAAUAUAUGGCCACUAGGAGCAGCACCAAAAAUAUCAACUAACCAAAACAGCUGUUGGAAUGAGAAUGACAGUGGUGUAAGUCACUUAAAGCCUUAUGAGGUUAGGUGAGUCGGUGGCUUAAUCAGUAGUGUCACAGACUUCGGGCCCAAGGCAGCAAUGUCGUGGGUUAGGAUCCUGGUCACUGCCGAAAACAUUUUAUCAGUACAGUUCACCUUUGUACUGUACCGGCUCACCCCUUGCUUUGCUGGGUACAUUCCACGCACAGGCAGAUAGUCUAUGUGGACGGGCAAAUGCAAGGUUAAAAGAGGCCGCCAACCUUAAAAAAAAAAAUAAAAAUAAAGGUUAAAUAUAAUGUUUUAUACUAAAUAAAUAAUAAAAUAAAAUGUUAGGCCAUAACCGUUUCUACAUUAUAUAACCUGGAUUUUUUAACUGUUUGUUUCACAAAAACAACAAAUACUCAAAACUUAGUUUCAGUGACUUACACCACUUUCAUUAUUUAACCUUGUCUUUAAAACUGUUUGUUUCAUAAAAACGACAAUUACUCAAAAUUUAGUUUCGGUGACUUGCACCACUUUCAUUCUAGAUAUCUCAUAUGUUUGUUACUAAUAAUGCUUUUUAGGGCUGGUUGGCUUGCGCUUGUGUCCAUAUUUUAUCUGAAACCCUAUACUUAUCAAAAAAUUAGGGUAUAGCACAAUUUUAUGGCUAAUUCAUUUGCCUGAAACAAGUUGGGGGGGGGGGAUAUACUUUUAGUAUAUUUGUUUUGGAAACAUGUAAUCAAUGAUUAAUUAGUUAUAAAAAUCAGCUCAUCUCUUAGUUCAAACAGUAAACAGACAAUUUUCUACUCAAUAGAAAAAAUUAAAUUGACCUUCUAAAAAAGGAUCUACAUAAAUAAUAACUUCAAUGCAUUUGAUCCAUAAUCUAAACGAAAACGGUAACAAAGUUGUUGCUUCUUUAAAAUUGUGACAGUAAAGCCCAAAUUGUUAAAACCAUAUAAAAUCAAAAACGCUUUUAGAAUUGUGAAUACAGUAAGUAAAACGGCAGAAAGUUGGCAAACAGUUUUUAGAAGAAAGGGUCUUUAUUAAUCGUGGACAACUGGCAAGCUUACUUAUAAAAGGCAUUGAUAUCGUUAGAUGUUUGUUAUUUUAAUAUAACACCAUCCUGAUUUAUUACCUGUUUAUUUAAUUAAGUCAGCUUCUAUUUUUGAUACUUUUGAACAUCUUUUAAUUGUAAUUUUUUAAUUUUUAUUCUUUAAUCGUGAUUUUUAAAUUGUUGUUCUUUUAAUUGUAAUUCUUAAUAGCAAAUCUAUUGUUUCACAAGGUAAGAUUAAGAUAACUUGAAGAAAGUUUGUUUGAAUAUGUUAACAAAACUGGUCAGAUUUUGUUGAGCAAAAGGUUUUGACUAGUUUGUGUUAAUCAUUGAUGUUAAAAAUUGGUUUAGAACUAGCCCAAGGAUCUAUAAUAAUGCCAUCUACUUUAUUGAUAGAGAAGGUGACUACGUUUAAUGUGUUAAUCAACAAACAUGUUACUUGUAAAAUAAAAUAUAUCUUUGUAUUUUCCCACUGAAACCUCGAUGCGAUUUGUUAUGAUGUGGCAUUUUUACAAUGAUGAAACCAUAUACAAAUUAGUUUAACUAAAAAAAGUAUUCUAUGUAUCAGAAUUUAACAUUUUUUUCAUUCUAUUGAAUUUUAGCCUCCUGAUCAAAUUUAAAUACUAUAAAUUGGUGUAAAUACCUGCAUUUAUGCGAUCCUGUUUGUAGCUUAGUUGCUACCGGUUUCAACUCACAUAGGAGUCAUCUUCAGGCUGUUAAAGAUGUCUUCUCGCUUCAUUCGAAGGUCGUCAAUUAAUAAUAAAUAAAUAAACAAAACACGGACACGGACAUAAGUAGGAACAUUUAGGACUAAAAAAUACUGAAACGGUAGGCCCACGGGACGCAACGUGAUCGGGCGGGAGUUAUGUCCAGCAGUCUAGACAUAACUCCUGCCUUCCGUUUAAGUUUUUUUUUAGCCCCAAAUGUUCCUAUUUAUGUCCGUGUCCGUGUUCGUGUUUUGUUAAUUGAUUUAUUAUCAAUUGACGACUUUCGAAUGAAGCGAGAAGACAUUUUUUUUUCAAACUGACCAAUAUUUGUUAUUGAUAAGCUAAUGGUCAUGCCAAUAGGGAAUAUUUUUGAUCUUCAAUGAAAUUCUUCAGUUAUUUUACAUAUUUAGUAACAAUUCACACAACAUGAUGUCUACAGCUUGAAUCUUUUGUCAAUGAUUUAGGAAUAAAAUUGUUUUCAAUAAAUGUAAUUUUGCCAACCAGUCUCAAAACGUUUCACAACAUUUUAUGAGCUCACAAAAUUGUAAACAAUGUUUUUGGUACGUUGUUAUCUUUUUAGUUACUUUACAUUUGAUCGAAACAUUUUUCUAACAAUUUUAUAUUUUUCAAAAAAAAAAAGAACAAAACAAAUCCUAAGCAGAUGUGAUACAUAACAAGAUAGCUUUCUUCAUCUUAAGUUUAAUGCAAUUUAAGUCAUAUAAUCUUAAAAACUUGGACAUUUUAUAUCUUCAGAAACCCGAGUUAUGUAAUCUGUGUAGCAGAUAUUAGAUUUAUUUUACCUUAGUACUACUUGGGAUCUAUGUGUAUUUUAAUUAAACACAGUAUUUAUGUUACAUACAACAAGACAUGUUGUAGUUUAGAGCACGGAGCCAUUCCCACUAAUUAUUGCAUUCAAAUGAAGGCAGUCACAGAAUUUGUAUUUUUAAGCACAAACUCUAUUUAUAAUGUAAAUCAUAAACAUUGUAUUGUUAAAUCCUAUGUUGUGUAAUAAAUUUGAGUUAAACUUA